Oikopleura dioica is the source of this 561-nucleotide messenger RNA. Lineage: Eukaryota; Metazoa; Chordata; Appendicularia; Copelata; Oikopleuridae. The record is from the annotation of a GenBank genome assembly.
AUGAAGACGAAGCAUUGUAUCGCGAAAUAUGUUCUUGGAACCACCCUCAUCUGCUUCGCAUGCGAGAUCAUUACCGCUGUCAUGGUCAUCAUCAUGAUUUCCGUCGACGUCGUCCAAGACCAAGGAAACCGCGAUUGGGCUCGCGGUCUCACUCUCUGCUUAUAUUCCGCGGCAUUGACUCUUCUUGCUGCAAUUUCUCAAGCAAUUGCACUUCGAUUUUUCGACGCCAACGAUGUCCUUGAAUUCUCUCCUCCGCCGGAGAAGAAGAUCAUUCCAGUUUUUCAGCAUCCUUUGGGAGUUCCUUUGAGGGAAAGCCCAAAGCUUCAAAAAAGCAAUAUUCGGAUGACAACCCUUCCAUAUGCCUCUCCAUAUGAGCCAAGAACAUCAACUGUACCCCGCGUCACGUCACCAGUAUCGGUUUCAAGCUUCAGCUCAAGUGUUUCCUCAAGAUCUACCCUCCCAAAGGCAUUACGUAAUGUUACUGACAGACGAAGACCUUCAACUCAUCAAAAUGCUAUGAAAGAUUUCACUGGCUUCAUAAAUAAAAGCUACAAUGGAUAA